Messenger RNA from Radiomyces spectabilis, 1139 nucleotides. Its product is annotated as clathrin light chain. Gene Ontology annotation, molecular function: structural molecule activity; clathrin heavy chain binding. The transcript has 4 exons. The coding region runs from base 49 to 768 and encodes 239 amino acids. Gene Ontology annotation, cellular component: clathrin coat of trans-Golgi network vesicle; clathrin coat of coated pit; plasma membrane. The record is from RefSeq and is a predicted model, not a curated record. NCBI's taxonomy places the organism in Eukaryota, Fungi, Mucoromycota, Mucoromycetes, Mucorales, Radiomycetaceae. Gene Ontology annotation, biological process: clathrin coat assembly; intracellular protein transport; clathrin-dependent endocytosis.
GGACUUUCUUUAUCCUAUUUUAUUUAGCUCUCUGUAUACAUACACACCAUGUCUGACUUUGGCGAUUUCAAUUCUCCCAAUGAGGAUCCUACUGCUGAUUUCCUUGCUCGUGAGCGAGCGGCCUUGGGCGCAGAUGCCGACUUAUUUGCUACAGAUGAUGUGAGCUCACCUAGUCAGUUUACUGGUGCCAUUUCGCCUGCGCCCGUCUUACCUUCGCCUUCCGCAAUGGUAUCUCCCUCCACCGGUGGAUUGGGUGCCCAAGACUACAACGAUAUGCCAACCUCCCAUACUGCCGUCUCCCCCAACGGCGCUGGUGACUACUCGGCUUUUGAGCACGAAUUCCCAAAGGCCGAAGAUCUCGAAUCGUCUCAGGCUUUCCACAAGGCCAUGUUGCCUGAUGAAGAACCAGAAGUCGUACGACAAUGGCGUGAGAAGCAAAAGGAAGUGAUUGCACAGCGCGAUGAGGAAGAGGAGCGAAAGAAGCAAGAAACCAUCGAACAAGCGCGUGAAGAUAUUGAUCGAUUCUACGAAGAAUAUAAUGAAAAGAAACAGAAAGCCAUCGAAGAGAACAGAGAGCGCGAGGAAAACUAUCAAAAGGAUCGCGAAGAAGCCUCUUCUGCCAAUGUGUGGGAACGUGUGGUGCGCGAAUUUGAUCUGUCGAGCUCUGCCAAGGCGGCUCGACAAACCCGAGACGUGAGCCGUAUGAGAGAACUGAUGACGGAUCUUCGAAAGGACCCCAAAGCUCCCGGUACCAUUGUCCAGGCAUAAAGAAAAAAACUUGAAAAUAUUACACUCUUUUAUUGGAUUACUUCUUUUUCCCUCUUACUUUAUAGUUUCAAACUCAUGUGUGUAUGCUGUGCUCUAAUAAGCUUAUGAAGCUCGUUGGAGAUGCUAUUGACUGACACUGCAAUGUUUAACGCGAAGCUUCCUGAUGCUCAGGACCGCGCUGACUAAUAUCUGUGCUUCUCAAGGGAGGCACCAUUGGAACCAGUAGAUUGCGAUGGAGUUGACGUUAACGUUGAGUAUAUCAGAACUUUCCAGUUUUUGGAAGAGAAAUACUAAAUAAGAGCCUGAGUUGCAGGAUGGUUGGAGGUUUUCGAGGGGAAUUUUGGUCAAGGUGGAAGAGGCAUGCAGGAAAU